UAUAUUUGGAAGAGCAUCAUUUGGGGAAGAGAACUUCUUAUAAAACGGUUACGUAAAAGGGUUGGAACUGGUGACACCAUUCUUGUGUUUCAAGAUCCUUGGCUGCCCCGACCUUUUUCAUUUAAGCCUACCUCUUUCAAUCAUUCACAUUCUAAUUUGUUGGUCAAAGAUCUUAUGGCAGAGACAAGGAUAGGGUGGAAUGUGGAUUUAUUACGAGUUCUGUUUAAUGAAGCUGAUCAACAAUGUAUUGGUUCCAUACCUCUUUGCAAAUUUCCUAAAGAAGACUCUUGGAUGUGGCACUACACGGUAGAUGGUUCUUAUUAUGUUAAAAGUGGAUAUUAAGUGGCUUCUCAGUUAAAUUUGACUGCUACCUCUCCUUCUAAGGAUGAAUUUUCAAUUUGGUGGAAAAAAUUUUGGAAGCUCCAUUUACCAAACAAAGUAUUAAAUUGCAAUUGGCGAGGUUUUCAUGAGAUUCUUCCGACUUCAAAAGGGCUCCAAAAACGAUCUAUCCUUCCUCACUCCAAUUGUCUCAUUUGUGGCUUUAGCAAUGAGUCUAAUGGGCAUGCUGUCUUUUGGUGUCGGGGUUUUAGAAAGGUUUGGAAGCUACUUAAUUUUAGUUUCCUAAGAAAUUUCUCUUUGGAAACUUCCUUACAACAAACUAUUCUUUUGGCGUCUGAAGUGUUAUCUCAGGGUGAAUUUAAAUUAUUUUUAGUUGCCGCUUGGUAUGUUUGGAGUGAGCGUACACAGAUUGUUCAUGGUCGGGAGCAAUUUUCACCUACAGUUGUUGUCUCACGAAUUCAUAAACUUCAUGCUGAAUUUAGUGCAAGUCAGAAAAAUAUUAACAGUCAACGAGAGAAUACGUGUACUUCUACCUCGAGUUGGGUUACUCCUCCUAUGGGACAAUUUAAACUCAAUGUUGAUGCAUCAAUUGAUAAGCAUACUAAUUCUAUCGGUAUUGGUGCUAUUAUACGCAAUACCACAGGUGGAGUGGUUGCUUGUCUUUUAAAGUCUUUAUUCGGGACUUUUGCAGCCAUGGAAGCAGAAGCUGUAGCUUUAAUGGUGGCUUUGGAUUGGACUCUUACUAUUGGGUUACCUAUUAGUUCGUUUGAAACUGAUUGCUUAGCUUUGAUUUCAGCUUUUUCUAGAAGAGCUUCCUUCUGUAAUGAAUUUGGCUCUAUUUUAGAUGAUAUUGCUAGUUUACUAUCCAAUUUUCCUGAGGCAUCUCUAAUUCAUGUUCGUCGUUCGGCCAAUAUGGCUGCACAUGAGUUAGCAGUUCGUGCACUCAGGGUGGAUGGCGAAUUAGUUUGGAUGGAUGAUUUUCCUCCAUUUCUCUAUGAUGUACUAAACUCUGAUUAUAUUCAAUGAAAGUUCAUUAUC
Molecule: messenger RNA, 1377 nt
Organism: Cannabis sativa
Lineage: Eukaryota; Viridiplantae; Streptophyta; Magnoliopsida; Rosales; Cannabaceae
Exons: 2
Coding region: 895-1365 (156 amino acids)
Molecular function (GO): RNA-DNA hybrid ribonuclease activity; nucleic acid binding
Source: RefSeq, a predicted model, not a curated record